ACAAGCAUGCCAGUGCUAUCUGAAGAUUCAGGGUUGCAUGAAACCCUAGCCCUGUUGACCUCCCAGCUCAGACCAGACUCUAACCAUAAAGAAGAGAUGGGGUUCUUGAGAGAUGUCUUCAGUGAGAAAAGCCUCAGUUACUUAAUGAAGAUUCAUGAGAAACUUCGCUAUUAUGAGAGACAGAGCCCAACUCCAGUUCUGCAUAGUGCCACAGCCCUCGCAGAGGAUGUAAGGCUUUCCCAUGUUAUAGAAGAGUUGCAGGCUGCAUCAGUCCACAGUGAUGAGAGGGAGCUGCUCCAACUGCUGUCUACUCCCCAUCUCAGGGCUGUGCUCAUGGUACAUGAUACUGUUGCUCAGAAGAAUUUUGACCCUGUUCUUCCCCCUCUGCCUGAGAAUAUCGAGGAAGAUUUUAAUGAGGAGUCAGUGAAAAUUGUCCGUCUUGUGAAAAACAAAGAACCUCUGGGUGCAACCAUCCGGAGGGAUGAACACUCAGGGGCAGUCAUUGUGGCCAGGAUCAUGAGAGGGGGCGCAGCUGACCGGAGUGGUCUGGUGCAUGUUGGAGAUGAGCUGAGGGAAGUCAAUGGGAUUGUGGUCCUACAUAAGCGGCCGGAUGAAAUCAGUCAAAUUCUGGCCCAGUCCCAAGGAUCCAUCACUUUAAAAAUCAUCCCGGCCGUUAAAGAAGAAGAUCGAUUAAAAGACAGCAAAGUAUUCAUGAGGGCUCUGUUCCAGUACAACCCGAAGGAGGACAAAGCCAUCCCCUGUCAGGAGGCAGGGUUGCCCUUUCAGAGGAGGCACAUUCUUGAAGUGGUGAGCCAAGAUGACCCCACAUGGUGGCAGGCGAAGCGUGUGGGGGACACCAACCUCCGAGCUGGCCUCAUUCCCUCCAAGCAGUUCCAAGAAAGGCGCUUGACCUACAGAAGAGCCAUGGGAACCUUGCAGAGCCCCAGGAGCAUCAAAAAGCCAUUGUAUGAUCAGUCUUGUGAUAAAGAGAACUGUGACUGCGAGGGUUACAUCAAUGGACAUUACAUCGCUGGGCUCCGGAGGAGCUUCAGGCUGAGCCGCAAAGAGAGACCUAGCAGCCAAAAUGAAGGCAAGGUGCCAGAGCCUCCUGAGCUCCUGACCUAUGAAGAAGUGAGCAAGUACCAGCAUCAGCCUGGGGAGAGGCAUCGACUGGUUGUCCUAAUUGGUUCUGUGGGUGCCAGGCUGAAUGAGCUAAAACAGAAGGUGGUGGCUGAGAAUCCCCAGCAAUAUGGCGUUGCUGUCCCACAUACAACCAGGACCCGGAAGAGUCAUGAAAAGGAGGGAGUGGAAUAUAAUUUUGUUUCUAAACAAGCAUUUGAGGCUGAUUUGCACCACAACAAAUUCCUGGAGCAUGGAGAAUACAAAGAAAAUCUCUACGGUACCAGCCUGGAGGCGAUUCAGUCUGUUAUGGCCCAAAACAAAGUUUGUUUGGUCGAUGUGGAGCCAGAAGCACUGAAACAGUUGAGGACCCCCGAGUUCAAACCCUACAUUAUAUUUGUAAAGCCUUGCAUCCAAGAGGGAAAGAGGAACUCACCAAUGUCACCAACUUCUGAGGAAACAUCAGGUUCACUGAGUGAAGAGCAACUGGAGAUGGUCUCCUCAGCAGCCUUCAUAGACCAGCACUAUGGCCACUUGGUGGAUGCAGUCUUGGUGAACGAGGAUCUCCAGAGUACAUACAAUGAACUCAAAGGGCUCUUAGAGAAGCUGAGCAAAGACUCUCAAUGGGUCCCAGUCAGCUGGGUCAGGUAAUUCUAUCCUUGAGCCUACAUCUGCCAUCAUCAAUGCCUUGUACAGAAGAAAUUUAUAAGUGGGAAGUUAUCUUUUUCUUUUUUAAAAAAUUCAAACCUGGCCCCCUUUGGAUCAGGGAAAUCACUGGAGAUGAAGGUGUUCUAAAAACUCGU
Molecule: messenger RNA, 1922 nt
Organism: Trichosurus vulpecula (common brushtail)
Lineage: Eukaryota; Metazoa; Chordata; Mammalia; Diprotodontia; Phalangeridae
Gene: MPP3
Product: membrane palmitoylated protein 3
Exons: 19
Coding region: 7-1770 (587 amino acids)
Cellular component (GO): plasma membrane; cell-cell junction
Molecular function (GO): protein binding
Source: RefSeq, a predicted model, not a curated record